CAGUGUUGCCGAUAUUUGUUAGAUACAAGUUUUGUCUCUCAAGUCUCAAGUUGAGAGCUUCAUCUCAGACUGAUCCUAUUGCAUGGCUGCUCACCUCAGUCCUUGUUCGUCUUCUUCAACCUCAUUAGCACCCGCUUCAUUCAAGAACAAGACUACCCACUUCACCAAGUUCAUCACUUUGUUAAGAGAAGGUCAAGGUCAUUCCCCAAGAUGGGUCUCUCACUCUCUCUCUCAGAUUCGCCCCAGAAAUCAAUUUCAGCUCAAAUCCUCAAAUGAGCUUCCACUCAAUGCUAUUGCUGGCGAUGGAAAUUUUGAGUCUCCUGGCAAAGAGGGUUCCAUUCCUGUCUUAGAUUCGAACAACAUGGAAUCUAAGUUGAGCAUAACUGUUGUUGGUGCUUCUGGAGACCUUGCCAAGAAGAAGAUAUUCCCAGCGCUUUUCGCUCUUUAUUAUGAAGAUUGUCUACCCGAGGAUUUUAUAGUGUUUGGUUUUGCUCGAACUAAAUUGACUGAUGAAGAGCUAAGGAACAUGAUUAGCAGAACCUUGACUUGCAGAAUAGAUAAGAGGGCAAAUUGUGAGGACAAAAUGGAUAACUUCUUGAAAAGAUGCUUCUACCACUCUGGUCUGUAUAAUUCGGAGGAGAAUUUUGCAGAAUUGGAUAUCAAGCUGAAAGAGAAGGAGGCCGGAAAAAAGUCAAAUAGGCUGUUUUACUUAUCAAUACCUCCAAACAUAUUUGUGGACGUGGUGAGAUGUGCUAGCCUUAGAGCUUCUUCAGGAAAUGGGUGGACUAGGGUUAUUGUUGAGAAGCCGUUUGGUCGUGACUCUGAAUCUUCUGCGGAGCUAACCAGAUCUUUAAAGCAGUACCUUGCUGAAGACCAGAUAUUUAGGAUUGACCAUUACUUGGGAAAGGAGCUUGUCGAGAAUCUGUCAGUGCUCCGCUUCUCGAAUCUUGUUUUUGAGCCUGUCUGGUCACGUAAUUACAUUCGGAAUGUGCAACUGAUUUUUUCUGAAGACUUUGGCACAGAGGGAAGAGGAGGAUACUUUGAUAAGUAUGGAAUCAUACGGGACAUAAUGCAAAAUCAUCUUCUGCAAAUACUAGCGCUGUUUGCGAUGGAAACACCUGUUAGCUUAGAUGCUGAGGACAUCAGGAAUGAAAAGGUAAAGGUUCUUAGAUCAAUGAGACCACUGCUGCUUGAAGAUGUAGUUAUUGGCCAAUAUAAGGGCCACAACAAGGGCGGCAAAACAUUUCCUGCUUAUAUAGAUGACCCAACUGUGCGAAACGACAGUCUCACCCCUACAUUUGCAGCAGCAGCUCUCUUUAUUGAUAAUGCCAGGUGGGAUGGGGUUCCUUUCCUGAUGAAAGCAGGAAAGGCCCUCCACACUAAGCGAACAGAGAUCAGAGUUCAAUUCAGACAUGUCCCGGGUAACCUGUACAAGCGAAAUUUUGGGACUGAUUUAGACAAGGCUACAAAUGAGCUUGUGCUUCGUGUACAACCUGAUGAAGCCAUACAUUUGAAGAUCAACAACAAAGUCCCCGGUCUGGGAAUGAGACUAGAUCGAAGUGAGCUAAACUUGCUUUAUUCGGAUAGGUAUCCAAGAGAAAUACCAGAUGCGUACGAGAGGCUACUGUUAGAUGCAAUUGAAGGGGAACGAAGGUUGUUCAUAAGGAGUGAUGAACUCGAUGCUGCUUGGUCACUAUUCACACCGUUGUUGAAUGAGCUCGAACAGAAGAAGAUUGUUCCUGAGCUAUACCCCUAUGGUAGCAGAGGGCCAGUAGGACCCCACUAUCUUGCUGCAAAGCACAAUGUUAGAUGGGGAGAUCUUGGAGAGGAUGAUCUAUGAAGUGUGAAUCUCUUAAUUCUCAGGUUCUGCACGAUUACAACUGGUUCUUGUUCCCAUUUCCGCCGUUGAUAAUUUUUAUUCAAAUGUACUUGCUGAGAAUGUUGGUUUCUAAUCAUGAUUUGUGGUGCACUGUCAUUAGAAAUUGUUAUCAUGGGGAAGUGCAAUAAAACUGUUUGCAAAUUAAGGCAGCAAAGCAAUAACUUAGUAGUUGAUUAUUGAAAUGAAAUAGCUGAUGACCACACAA
Messenger RNA from Argentina anserina (silverweed cinquefoil), 2084 nucleotides. Its product is annotated as glucose-6-phosphate 1-dehydrogenase, chloroplastic-like. Gene Ontology annotation, molecular function: NADP binding; glucose-6-phosphate dehydrogenase activity. The transcript is spliced from 10 exons. Gene Ontology annotation, biological process: glucose metabolic process; pentose-phosphate shunt, oxidative branch. Bases 83 to 1840 code for a protein of 585 amino acids. The record is from RefSeq and is a predicted model, not a curated record. Gene Ontology annotation, cellular component: chloroplast stroma. Lineage: Eukaryota; Viridiplantae; Streptophyta; Magnoliopsida; Rosales; Rosaceae.